Messenger RNA from Merops nubicus (carmine bee-eater), 1977 nucleotides. RefSeq names its product integrator complex subunit 9 (gene INTS9). The record is from RefSeq and is a predicted model, not a curated record. Gene Ontology annotation, biological process: snRNA processing. Lineage: Eukaryota; Metazoa; Chordata; Aves; Coraciiformes; Meropidae. Gene Ontology annotation, cellular component: integrator complex. Bases 73 to 1977 code for a protein of 634 amino acids. The transcript has 16 exons.
UUCUUCCAGUACUGCCUGUCAGGACACCCAACCUUACCAUGCAACGUGCUCAAGUUCAAGUCCACCACCAUCAUGUUGGACUGUGGCCUGGAUAUGACAUCCACCCUCAAUUUCCUCCCCCUGCCACUGGUUCAGAGCCCCAGGCUGUCCAAACUUCCUGGUUGGGUUUUGAAAGAUGGAAGCACGUUUCUGGACAAGGAGCUAAAGGAGUGCUCUGGCCACGUGUUUGUAGACUCUGUGCCUGAGUUCUGUUUACCAGAGACUGAGCUGCUUGACCUCUCCACAGUGGAUGUUAUCUUGAUCUCAAACUAUCACUGCAUGAUGGCACUGCCCUAUAUCACAGAGUACACAGGAUUCACAGGAACAGUGUAUGCCACUGAGCCCACUGUUCAAAUUGGCAGACUUCUCAUGGAAGAACUGGUGAAUUCCAUUGAACGUGUGCCAAAGGCUCAGUCUGCCUCCAUGUGGAAGAACAAGGAGGUACAGAGGUUGCUGCCUGCCCCUCUGAAGGAUGCCGUGGAGGUGUCUAUGUGGAGGAAGUGCUACACCAUGCCAGAAGUGAAUGCUGCCCUCAGUAAGAUCCAGCUGGUGGGAUAUUCUCAGAAAAUUGAGCUGUUUGGUGCUGUGCAGGUGACCCCCCUCAGCUCGGGCUACGCUCUUGGGAGUUCCAAUUGGAUUAUCCAGUCACACUAUGAAAAGGUUUCCUAUGUUUCAGGAUCUUCUUUACUUACAACACACCCUCAGCCCAUGGACCAGGCUUCUCUGAAGAACAGUGAUGUUCUCAUCCUGACAGGCCUCACACAGAUCCCCACUGCUAACCCAGAUGGCAUGGUGGGAGAGUUCUGCAGCAACCUGGCUAUGACUGUCCGGAACGGAGGAAACGUGCUGGUUCCCUGUUACCCCUCUGGAGUCAUAUAUGACCUGCUGGAGUGCCUGUACCAGUACAUUGACUCAGCUGGACUCUCCAACGUCCCCUUUUAUUUCAUCUCCCCAGUGGCCAACAGCUCCCUGGAGUUCUCCCAGAUUUUUGCUGAAUGGUUGUGUCAUAACAAACAAACAAAGGUGUAUCUUCCAGAGCCUCCUUUUCCCCAUGCUGAGCUCAUUCAGACCAACAAAUUGAAACAUUACCCCAGCAUCCAUGGAGACUUCAGCAAUGACUUCAAGCAGCCAUGUGUGGUGUUCACUGGACAUCCCUCACUUAGGUUUGGGGAUGUGGUUCAUUUCAUGGAGUUAUGGGGGAAAUCUAGCUUGAACACUGUUAUAUUCACAGAACCUGAUUUCUCUUAUCUGGAUGCCCUGGCUCCUUAUCAACCCUUGGCAAUGAAAUGUGUUUACUGUCCCAUUGACACAAGACUGAAUUUUAUUCAAGUGUCCAAAUUACUCAAAGAAGUCCAGCCCCUGCACGUGGUGUGCCCGGAGCAGUACACGCAGCCCCCUCCCAGCCAGGCCCACCGCACAGACCUGAUGGUGGACUGCCAGCCCCCUCCCAUGGCCUACCACAGGGCAGAGGUCCUCACCCUGCCCUACAAGCGCCGCUACGAGAAGAUCGAAAUCAUGCCAGAGCUUGCAGAUUCGCUGGUGCCCUUGGAGAUUAAGCCUGGUAUUUCCUUAGCAACAGUUUCUGCUGUGUUGCAUACUAAAGACAACAAGCAUGUGCUGCAGCUCCCUCCCAAACCUCCACAACCUCCCCCUGGCAAGAAGAGGAAGCGGGUGAGUGAGGACGUGCCCGAGUGCAAGCCCCUGAGGCCGCUGCUGAGCGGCUCCAUUCCCGUGGAACAGUUCGUGCAGACGCUGGAGAAGCACGGCUUCAGUGACGUGAAGGUGGAGGACACAGCCAAGGGCCACAUCGUGCUCCUGCAGGAGGCAGAGACCCUCAUCCAGCUGGAGGAGGACUCCACACACAUCAUCUGUGACAACGACGAGCCUCUGAGGGUGAAACUGCGUGACCUGGUUCUCAAGUUCCUGCAGAAGUUUUAG